GAAAUCUUGGAGUGUGUGUUACGUUUUCAGGACUCAUUGGAUGAAUAGUUCCAAUGUAAUGGCUGAAGCAUUGCCGUCUGUGUGCAUUGUUUUCAGUGGAAAAAGGAAAUCCGGCAAAGACUAUACAGUUAGCCGAUUAUCUGAAAUAUUUGACAACAAUGAUAUCACUUACGCAAUCGCACGAAUUAGUGAACCGAUAAAAUCUUAUUUUGCCCAACAGUACAGUCUAAAUUUACCAGAGUUACUAUCAUCGAAUUCAUACAAAGAAAAUUACCGGAAGCAAAUGAUUGAUUGGGUGGAAGAAGAAAUAAAACGGGAUUGUUAUGUAUUUCCACGUAAAGCUCUUUCUGAAUGUAUCGGAGAGUGUAAACAAAGAAAAUGUGAUGUUAUUAUUGUUUCUGAUGCUAGACGUAUGAAUGAUAUUGAAUUUUUUAUUGACACAUUUACUCGAUCAAAGUGUCUUUUAAUACGCAUUACAUCACCAGUAGAAAUCAGGAUAAAGCGAGGCUGGUCAUAUGUUGAUGGGGUUGAUAAUGUUGCAUCAGAGUGUGGACUAGAUGAAUGUACUGACUGGGACUUAGUACUGCAGAAUGAUGGGAAUGAGGUUGCCUAUGAGAACUACUUGAACGAUAUUGUUUCAUGUGUAAAGAAGAUGUUAAGUGUGUCUCUGUGAUGUUUGUUUAGCAAUCGAUGACAAGUGCUUGAUAUUCUUGGAAGGGUGAAAUCCCAAAGUGAGUGUUUGACUGCCGAAUCAUGUGAUUUAAUGGAUAGACGAGACGGUGGAAUUUAGGAAGCAGUUAUUGAAAGUAUUUUGUAUGACAUGAAACUUGUCCAAUUGUUAUUGGAAGGUUUUCAAUAUUAUAUGAUAACUUGUGUGAUCUUGUGUUUGUCUACAUAACCGCAAAACAUUUAGGAGUUAACAAAGAAGUAUAAAAGCCAUUCACGUAUAUGUUAUUUUGUCAGAGGUGGAGUUAUUGUCUAGAAAUCGUAAGGAGUACAGACCUGUAAUAGACUCCAUGGAGGACAGGGAUUCAAGUCGAUGGGCUGAAAUUUUAAAAUUAACUAUACUGCUGUGAAAUGUUUUUUCUAUUGAAAGCAUAUUCUUUUGUACGUCUGGAAGAUUUCUUAUGUUUGCUUGUUUAUAGUAUGCUUUCUUGAAAGUUCUUGUCAAUGGUAAAAUUUUCACUUUGACCACUGGAACUUACGGAGCACCAUUGUCGAUUUUAAAGCUGUAAUUGUUCCACAUUUCAUUGUCAACUUUAAUUUGAAUUCCUGUAAUAAAUUUGUAUAUAAGUUGUACAGUAGUUAUUGAGCGCUGA
Molecule: messenger RNA, 1319 nt
Organism: Trichobilharzia szidati
Lineage: Eukaryota; Metazoa; Platyhelminthes; Trematoda; Strigeidida; Schistosomatidae
Source: the annotation of a GenBank genome assembly